Molecule: messenger RNA, 2627 nt
Organism: Trichogramma pretiosum
Lineage: Eukaryota; Metazoa; Arthropoda; Insecta; Hymenoptera; Trichogrammatidae
Product: allergen Cr-PI-like
Exons: 6
Coding region: 60-2195 (711 amino acids)
Source: RefSeq, a predicted model, not a curated record
CGCGAGCCGAAUGUGUGUUAUAAAAUUAUUGGAAACAAAAAAAAAAUAACAAAUAAAUUAUGAGGCGAUUGGUCGCGAUCGUCAUCGCGUCGUUAUCGGUGGCGAUUAUCGUCGGGCCGAGCGGUGGAUCAGCGGCUGCGUCGGCGAAAAACGACGACGAUUUUCCGAGAAAGCAGUCGGCGAUUUUCCAACUCUUGUGGCAGAGCAGCGGCGGAAGCGGGGCCGGAUCGCCGGCCAAGAGCCAUCCGGAGAUUUUCGAGCGCGUGAAAAAUUACAAGCUCGAUAACGUCGUCGAGGCCUGCAACAAUAAGACACUGGCCCGAGAGUUAGAGGCUUACAUGAAGUUCCACAGGGCCGAUAAGAUUCGCGUCGUCUCGUACUAUCGCGACGAGGACGUCGAGGCCAUCCGCAGCCUCGCCAACGUGCUCGUGGACGCCCGGACUUUCGACGAUUUCGUCACGAUCGCCGCUUGGAGCGACGAUCGGUGGGACGAGCUCGCCUGGAUUCACGCCCUGGCGAUAGCUCUACAGCGCCGGGAGGACUGCCGCGGCCUGCGCAUGCCCAAUCUCUGGGAGAUCGCGCCGAAUUACUUCUUCGGGGCGGACGUCGUCCUGCAGUCGUACAUGAUGAAGACGGGCGAGAUGUCGCGGGCCGACAAUACCAUCGUCGACGACGACGACGCGGAAUCAUCGGACUCGACGGAGCAAUCCGUGCUCGCCUACUAUCUCGAGGACGUCGGCUUGAACGAGUUUUACUUCAAUUUCGCGAGCUCGAGGCCUCACUGGCUGCCGGCGAUCGACGACCAGGAGCAGACUCACGGCGAGCUCUACUGUCACGUGCACAAGAUGCUGCUGGCCAAGUAUCGGCUGGAGAUGAGCGCGGCCAACAUGAGGAAGCCCGACGUCGAGCACAUCGACUGGGCGCGGCCGAUCGCGAUCGGUUACGAGAGCGACAUGAUCCACCACAACGGCCGCCUCGUGCCGGGUAGAGUCGCGGGCACCAACUUGCCCGCGAGAAGCUACGCGUGGCUCGAGGACGCGAAGCAUUACGAAUCGCGCCUGGCGAUGUCUCUGGACUCGGGCGUCAUGAACAGUUACAUCUCCAACAGGCUGAGCCUGAGCGAUCCGCGCCACUUCAACGACUUUUGCAACGUCCUCGAGGGCAAUCGGGCCACGCUGGACCUGCGAUACUUCGGCUCGGUCGAGCGCCUCUACCGACGCCUGCUCGGCAGUCACGCGAAGCAUCUGCCGGCCAGCAUCGAGAUGCCCAUGACGUGCUCGCGCGAUCCGGCCUUCUACAGAUUGAUCAAGCGAAUCGUCGAUUUCGGCGAACAAUACAAGAGCCGCCUUGAGCCUUACUCGCUGGCCGAGCUGACGUACGACGCGGUGCGCGUCGAUUACGUACAUCUGGACGAUAAUUUGCAUACUCGCUUCGAGGCGUACGAGUCGUACGUCAAUCAUCAUCGGCGCGAUUUGCGAUCGACGACUGACAGCGGCAGUAAUCAUCAUCAGCAGCAACAACGUCAGGCCCAACAAUCGUCGUCGUCAUCGCCACCGCCACAGCACACGGUCAAGGUUCGACGAACUCGACUGCAGAGUCGGCCGUUCGAUUACGAGAUCGGCGUGCACGCCGAUUCGCCGGCCAGGGCCGUGGUCGUCAGGCUGUUCCUCGGCCCGGAGCUCGACGAGUUCGGGCGCGAGAUCGACCCGCUGACCGAGAGGCAUCGAUUUUACGAGAUCGAUCGCUGGCUCCUCGACCUGAAAGCUGGCAUGAACAAGAUCGUGCGCAGCAGCGCCGAAGCCGUCUACUAUGCGCCGGAGCCGGUCUCCAGUGCCGCCUACAACAAACUCGUGGCCCGCGCGGUCCGUGGCGUCGGCGACUCGGACGGGAUGAGCAAACCCCUCCGACACGCUCUGCCGGGGAGAUUGAUUUUGCCUCGAGGUACCGCCGACGGACUGAGGGUCCAACUCUUCGUCUGUCUGCAUCCAGCGCCGGAAGAGAACAAAAUUCAUCGAUACCGGUCCGCCUUGUUCGAGGGUCUGCUGCUCGAUGGCCGAUCGCUCGGCUUUCCCUUGGACCGGCGCGUGUCCGACGACGUUUUGCCCAAGUUCCAAAACGUGAAAAAUUGCAUGCUAAAACCCGUGCGUAUUUUUAACGACGGCAAAUCGGAAGAUGCCGACGACGCUGAACCCUAGGCUAUCGUCGAUGUACUUUGCGUCAAUUUUCCACGAUGUUAUCCUGAAAUAUACAAGUCUCGAUAACAUGGUAUUUACGUUUUUCUUUUGAAGCGAAAAGAAGUUUCUCGCUUCUACGUAACAAUCCGCUACGUCUAAAAAAAGACGAUUGUGAAACAUCUUUUAAUUCAUAAAUACACGCCAUUUGGCAAUAAAUAAGGUUGAUUUGAAAAGUGCACGUUUCAAUUUUUUUUUUGCUUUUUCAAUCCAUCAACAUAUUUGUUCGCAUAAGCUGAAUAAAAAUAUAUCCGAGUUUACAGGGUGCUCUAUACGUAUGGCGUGCAAGAAUAUAAUGUAUGUUUACAAACAUUUGUUUUUAACUUAAACUGAUAGAUAUCGUAAAGAAUAUCAAGCGAUCUUUCUAUGACGCAUUUGAGAUGAUUUAAUUGCUUU